Molecule: messenger RNA, 886 nt
Organism: Bolinopsis microptera
Lineage: Eukaryota; Metazoa; Ctenophora; Tentaculata; Lobata; Bolinopsidae
Exons: 3
Coding region: 63-812 (249 amino acids)
Source: RefSeq, a predicted model, not a curated record
CACGUGCAAAACUAAAUUUUAAUUUUGUAGCCUUUAUUUCGUCGCAUGUCUUAAAUUCUGCCAUGGUGAACCCCGACAAUCAAAGCAAAGCGAUCGAAACUGCGAUCUGCCAGAAUUGUGUCACCUUCGUCGAUGAAAAACCUAAAGUCUACGUUCCCCCGAUGGGAUUGUCAAGUGAAGUAGAUGACCCAGUGCACUCUACGUACAGUCGAGAUUACCCAGGACACAAGCGGAUAUCUCCUCCGCUAGUGAGAAGACCACACGAUGCGCUACCCAUUUCUACAGACUACAAGAACACUUACAUCACCACUUGUCAAGAGAGGUUCAAACCUUGGGACAUGAAAACCAUCCCUCGAUACGAGAAUAAGGCUCCACGCAGACAUUACACUGCUCCAGAGAUAACUAUGCACAGUACGACAAGCUAUAAAGAUGACUUUGCCAAAAUUGUACCUCUACCGAACAUUCAAAGGAUGUCAAGGAAUAAAAAGAAGCCAUUCUACAUGCCCCAAAAUUUGGAGGCUAUGGUAACUGGUACAACUUACAAGAAAGAUUUCGGUUCUUGGAAGGUGAGUGUCCGAGAAAUACCACCCUGGGCUAGACGAAAGCCAAGGACCACCCCUCCACCAUUCCUAUCGGUCACCACACAGAAGCGCGACUACUCCGUACCAUUCGUCCAGCGAACCGACGUCGCCCAACCCUACCGACCUAAGGACGGCUUUACUUUCACUGACAGUGAGCAGCCGAUGAACAUGACUACCAUGUAUAGCGCUAUUCACGAUAAGCUACAACCAACCAAAGAUGUGUACGCUUAAGAGCCUUCGAUUUUCUGGGGAAAAUCAUCUUUAGAUUUUAGCUUUGAACUUUAUCUUUAAACUUUUUAUCAGAA